This is a messenger RNA of Corvus hawaiiensis (hawaiian crow), 2357 nucleotides long. RefSeq names its product chromosome 2 C3orf52 homolog (gene C2H3orf52). The record is from RefSeq and is a predicted model, not a curated record. Lineage: Eukaryota; Metazoa; Chordata; Aves; Passeriformes; Corvidae. The coding region runs from base 378 to 1067 and encodes 229 amino acids. The transcript is spliced from 6 exons.
GUAAUAACAUUUUAUUGUUUUGGCUGACAGCAGCAGAGAAAGCACUCUGAUUCCUUUCAAAAUCGUCCCAGCAAAUGACAGCAUUGCUGAGGGUUUAGUCACCUGCUUGUCAAGGGCUGGUACAGGCAGGUAGGCAAACUGGAAAACCUAGUAUUGCACAGCAGAGAGCCGGAGUUCUCACGGUUACGCAAAUUGAUACUUCCUCCACCUCCCGUUUCUCUGCAGCUAGGGCAGCUGACUUUAUUUGUUCAUCCAAGGAAUUCCCCUAAUUUAAUAGUAUUUUGAGACCUCUCUGUGAAAAUUAUCCCCACUCUCCCUGUUUUCAGCCUCGUAUCAGAGCUACUGCUGACCAUAAUUGCAGCUGAAACCAGAAGGAAAUGAGUUGGCUCCGUGCUUGCUUCAGAAACAGAGGUCCUCGCACAAAGACAGAAGCAAUGAAAAGGCAGAGCUCUGCUCAGGAGUAUGAGACUAUUGAAUUACAGGAACAUAAGGUGGAGGAAAGUGAGACUGAUCAUGACAAGACUCUAGAUGCUCAAACGAGAAAGGAGAGAGAUCCCUGGAAAUCAUGCAGGAAUGUAGUUUUCUGGAAGUGUAAACUAUGGAUGGUUAUAACUACAAUAUUUCUAGUGAUCUUCCUGGUCAUUCUCAUCAGUUUAAUUCUUUAUUCUAAUGUUUACACAGAUGAGGAUGACUACUGGGAUCCUGAUGAACUGCUAAGCAGUGGAAGUUUUCACAAUUUUUCAGGAACAUUGGAGUUAAUGUGUGUUCUCCCUCAUUUCUCCUCUGAGGACAUUACUAAGAGGCUAACAGAGGUCUACAGUUCAUCUCCAGCUUUAGGACGUUACUUUAGGUCAGCUCAGGUGAUUUCUUUCAGUAAUGAAAGCUCCAGUGUAAUUUAUCAGCUAGUGUUUUCCGUACCACCAUCAACAGAGGGAUUUAUGGAAAACACUAUGAACCCAGAUUUUAUAAGGAACAUUUUACGUCAAAAUAUUUAUGAUGAAGAUUCUCUUAAUCCUGGGGCAUCUGAAUGUGACAGAUUAAAGUUUGAGCCAACUUCUCUCACAUAGAAAUGAUGGAAAGAUUCCUCAUCUUCAUCAUCACAUAGAAGAGAUGGGAUUCCCCAUCUAUUAGUAAUCCCAGGGCAGGGAACUAUUCAUUAGGUAGAAACACUUCUAAAAUAGUUGUCCUGUAAAUACUACCUGUGAUGCAUUAUAAAUGGAAAAUGUGGUCUAUUUAUGACAGUGUUGUAUUGCUAUAGCACCAUUACCUCCUUCUUCUAUAUCUCAGUAAUCCAUUUCAUCCUUGAGAAAAUAAUGUAUUCGAUGCAUGCUCUGUUGACUUUCAAAGCUCUGGUUUGUCUUGCCUUAUGAUUAAAUCUGAAUGUUCUGCACAAGCUUUAAGAGCAGUCUUGCAUGUGACUCCUUUCUUCUUCUCUUGGCUUAUCAAAAAUUAUCUGCACAGCUUCAUCUUUAAUGCUCACUUCCACCCAAAUCCAUAUCUUUUUUUUUUCCCUCCUAACUUCAUAUGCCAUGUUUCCUUGUUGCUCUUUCCUUGUAAAAGAGGGUGAAAACCUAAAUAUAUAUAUAUGUGGGUAUAUAUGUAUUUGUAUUCUUUAAUUACAUGCAGGCCUUUUGCACUAGCUUGUUAAGAAAGCUUCAACUCUCAUAACUUCCUUAUUCUUCCUACAGUCUCCCUGGAUAAGGUGCUCUUUGCUCUAUUUUUCUCUUCUUCAAUGUGAAAUACAAAAGAAGAAAGCAAAAGCAUGAAAAAACAUGCCUUGUUCACUAGCGCACCUGAAUGUCAGAGGAAUCUUUCAAGGCUCGAAUUAGCAGUGUGCUUUUAUAGUUAACUACUGCUACUAGUGAAUAGACAGCUACUUGACCUGUAUUUGUAAAUCUGAAGACUAGUCUAUACCCUUAAUUAGAGUUCCUGCCCAGCACUGGGGAUAAAAAUGAACAGAUGUAAGGUAUUUGCCUUAAUAAGGCAGUAAAUUCUUGUUCUUGUUGAUGAGAGACCAGAUGAGAUGAAUCAGUGCCGAGAGGAAGAUGCUGAAGCAGACGACGUAGGCCAGCGUGGCAUUAAAGUUAUAGACAGUAAUUGGCUAUAACAUAAAAAUUAAGCAUUAACUUUAUGCAGAAUGAAAUGUAUUCACUACCAUGUUAGUGAAGUAUAUCUUGUCAUUUAUUUAUAGCCUUAUAAAUGCUAGUACUGUUGGAUAGACCCUUUUAUUUUAAGAAACAUUUUGUGUUGUAAGAAAUAUGUCAUGGAAAAUUGUUUUUCUCUUUUUCUAAUAAGCUUAUUUAAGGAGUAAUCUGACAAUAUUACUGUGCAUUAAAUUAUUUAUUUUUACUCUUAAA